GUUACGGAUUGUUAUGCUGGACCGAAAUAAACGCUGCUGAUAAGGUGAAAGCGUAUAGGUAAAAAAAAGGUAAAUUUCUCAGUUUCACGGCAGAUUUAAUAGAAAACGUCCCUUGUGAACAAGUCCAAUACAAAAAAAAAGAAAAAACUGUCCUGAGGGCCGGCGUUUUUUCAUUCAAUUAAGAGACAAAAGUUUGAAAAUACAGACAUACGCGACGUGUAGUUCAGGUCCGCGAAUCCACCGAUGUUCUUUCAUGAUAAUGUAACUGUUAAUGAGCCCAAUUUAGUUCCUGCAAAAACUUGUCAUCAGGACAAUGAGUCUGAGACCCAGGCUGUGAGGCAGAAGCACUCAAGCCAUCCAGCUGAAUUAAGCUCCGGCAGUAACAUGAAUUUGACAGAGAUCUGCGACAAUGCCAAGAGAGCACGAGAGUACGCCCUCCUGGGGAACUAUGACUCCUCCAUGGUGUACUACCAGGGUGUGGUGCAGCAGAUCCACAAACACUGCCAGUCUCUCAGAGACCCUGCGCUGAAGGUCAAAUGGCAACAGGUGAGGCAACAGCUGGUAGAAGAGCAUGAUCAGGUGAAGGGUAUUGUUAGCACUCUGGAGAGCUUUAAGGUGGACAAGCCAAUGGACUUCCCAACCCCCCAGCCAGAGGAGAGUCCAGCAGACCCCACGGUCUGGCCGCCACCCAUUCCAGCUGAGCACAGGGCUCCUGGCCAGUUAAAAAGACUUAACACUGCGAUAAAGCACCAGCGAAAAGAAUCCCUCGGAUCCCAGCACCGAGGAGCAGUAGGCCGGGUGCAGCCCCACCUCAAGGCAGACAAGGCGUGGCCCAGGGAUGGAAGCAAGUGUGCCAGAGAUGGUGAUGACAAGGGUAAGAAGAACCCUCAGGAGGCAGCCAAGGAAGGUGAGCUGAAGAGGUUUGACAGCACAGGCUAUGACAGUGACCUAGUUGACGCCCUCGAGAGGGACAUUGUGUCUCGGAAUCCCAAUGUCCACUGGGAUGACAUUGCUGAUCUGGAGGAUGCCAAGAAGCUGCUGAGGGAGGCUGUGAUGCUGCCCAUGUGGAUGCCAGACUUCUUCAAGGGCAUCCUGCGACCUUGGAAGGGGGUUUUGAUGGUGGGACCCCCAGGCACUGGAAAGACCAUGCUGGCAAAGGCUGUAGCCACUGAAUGUGGAACCACCUUCUUCAAUGUCUCUUCUUCUACACUCACCUCCAAGUACCGGGGGGAGUCAGAGAAACUGGUGCGACUGCUGUUUGAAAUGGCCCGUUUUUAUGCUCCGACCACAAUCUUCAUCGAUGAGAUUGAUUCCAUCUGCAGCCGCAGGGGCACUUUGGAUGAGCAUGAGGCUAGCCGGCGGGUCAAGUCUGAGUUGCUGGUUCAGAUGGAUGGUGUUGGAGGAGCAAUGGAGAAUGAUGACCCCUCCAAGAUGGUGAUGGUUCUGGCCGCAACCAACUUUCCCUGGGACAUUGAUGAAGCUCUGAGGCGAAGGCUGGAGAAAAGAAUUUAUAUUCCUCUGCCCACAGCCAAAGGACGGGCAGAGCUAUUGAAGAUCAACCUGCGUGAGGUGGAGGUGGCGCCUGAUGUGGACCUGGCCAUCAUUGCUGAGAAAAUCCAAGGUUACUCAGGGGCAGACAUCACCAAUGUGUGCAGGGAUGCCUCCAUGAUGGCCAUACGGCGGCACAUCGAGGGUCUGGCACCUGCAGAGAUCCGUGCCUUGUCUAAGGAUGCAUUGAAAAUGUCUGUCACUAUGGAGGACUUUGAGCUCAGCCUUAAGAAGAUCUCUAAAUCUGUUUCUACUGCUGAUUUGCAGAAGUACGAGUCCUGGAUGGCUGAGUUUGGGUCAGCAUAGCUUCAGGCUGGCUUUUUAUCCCUAGCCACUGUACCCUGCAGUGAUGCCCAGAAUGUUGACUUUCACACAUGCAUAUUAUCCUACCAAACACCCUUCCUUAAACAUCCCGGAUGUUACUUGAAAAGGAGAACUUUUCCCAACUUGCUGACAUAUGCAGCCUAAAUAGAUAGCCAUGCAUUAAGACACUCAAAAGAAAUGUAGGAUAAAAGUCAAAAGAGGUACAGGAGGUUUCAGACCUGAUUCUCUUUAUUACACAGUGCUAUAGUUGGAACAUUUUAGGAUUUUUGUGCAAAGGUGUCAAUUAUAUCUUUUAUAUAAAACCCAGCUCUCACAGUUUUUAGCAAGCGGUUAACAAAUCAACCAGUUAAGACAAGCCCCACUGAAAUGAAAGUCCCAAGAAUAUAUGAUUCAUACGUCAAUUUACAUAGAAACUUUUUGAACCCUGCAAAAAUAAAUGAAGAAAAAUGUAAGAAAAAUGUAAAUGUGAGAUUGAAGUGAAUAAGAGAUUUCAUGUUUUAAUAUACAGUACAUAUUAGUGGUGGAAUAUCGUGGGAAUAUCAUGGGAUCCACAAUAUAGAUAAAUUAUAAAAGAGUUUUGUAUACUGUACAUUUUUUCAUUAAUUCCAACAAUUAAUAUCCAUUUACACUGAUUUAUGUAAUUUUUAUUAGACAUCAUCACCCCUGCAUGUGCUAGAAAUCUGUUGAAUAUUAUGAAAGAAAACAUAGACUGGGAGGAAUACCCAUAAUAAAAUGCUGGGCAAUUUCA
Molecule: messenger RNA, 2620 nt
Organism: Scleropages formosus (Asian bonytongue)
Lineage: Eukaryota; Metazoa; Chordata; Actinopteri; Osteoglossiformes; Osteoglossidae
Product: katanin p60 ATPase-containing subunit A-like 1
Exons: 11
Coding region: 244-1854 (536 amino acids)
Biological process (GO): microtubule severing
Cellular component (GO): microtubule cytoskeleton
Molecular function (GO): ATP hydrolysis activity; ATP binding; microtubule severing ATPase activity
Source: RefSeq, a predicted model, not a curated record